Messenger RNA from Suillus fuscotomentosus, 225 nucleotides. RefSeq lists its product as uncharacterized. The annotation marks the transcript as partial. Gene Ontology annotation, molecular function: nucleic acid binding; ATP binding. NCBI's taxonomy places the organism in Eukaryota, Fungi, Basidiomycota, Agaricomycetes, Boletales, Suillaceae. The transcript has a single exon. The record is from RefSeq and is a predicted model, not a curated record.
UUAUGGCAACUGAAGGUUGCGGAGGCACUCCUGAAAGGCGACCAUGAUGUACUCUGUACUGCAGGUACAGGAAUGGGCAAGACACUAGGUUUCUGGAUAGCAUUGUUAUUCUGUCAAGGUAUACAAAUUGUCAUCACACCUCUGAAUAUGCUUGGCAAGCAGAAUGCAGCGUCACUCGCCAGGGCAGGCAUACGAGCUAUUUCGAUAAGCAGUGAGACCGCAACC